AUGAGCCUUGCCCGGCCGGCAAGAUGUCUGUUUUGCAGCUUCUCCAGAACUGCGACUCCCGGCACGCGAGUCCCUCGUCGCCAAUUUCACCCAACCCCAGCGCCAUUGACGAAUCGGAAACCCAAGUUCCCCAAUGUUAAGAGUCCCGAGAAAUCUACCCGGUCAGCAUUGAAGGCCGAUGACUUCAAGUCUUACACGGAGGAGGAGAAGGCCCACCUGGCCAAGGAGUACUCGGCCGCCCAAAUGGAAGCCAUCAAGGCCGGCGAGGCCUCUAUCGACCCCAAGGAUUUGUCUGACCAGUCUAUUCGUCGUACCGACCCCUACCGAUUCAAGUAUCUUGACGAUUUCUCCGUGAUCGAGCCCGGUAUCGACCGCAAUGUUCGCGCCCCCGAGUCAAACUCGGAUUACAACUUUAAGCUGAAGUCCGAGGACCAAUUCAUCGAGGACUUUGGUCGUUUCUUCGCGGAAUCAAAUGAAGAUAUUAGGCCAGCCGACUUUGUGCGAUUCGCUGAGUCCCUACGGGUGACGGAAGGCAAGGAGGAGAACGAGCUGAACCCGCACAGUGCUCUCGUGCCUGAUCUCUUUGGCCCCGGCGAGACCAUUGACGAGCCCCGUGUGGAGGAGCGCAAGUCCGCUGCGGAGAAGGGUGAGAAGGAGCGCUCGCUCGAAGCAGAGGAAUUGACUGAUGCCCUGAAGAGUCUCCUUCUGGCUACCGGCUACACAGAGCGUCAAGUCCGAGAACUCCGCACCAAGACUUUGGUUUCCCACAGUGUCGUUAACCAAACUCGUCUGGGUAAGGUCCGUCGUGCCUACCGCCUGUCUGUCGCUGGUAACGGAAAUGGUUUGCUGGGUAUUGGCGAGGGUAAGUCUGAGGAAGCAGCCGAUGCCAAGAUCCAGUCGCAAUACCGUGCCAUCCGCAACAUGCAGCCUGUCCCUCGCUACGAGAACCGUACCAUUUUCGGCGAUGUCACCGGAAAGGUGGGAGCCGUGGAGCUGCAGUUGAUGCACCGUCCUCCUGGCUUCGGUCUCCGCACCCAGCAUCUGAUUUACGAAAUGUGCCGCGCUGCCGGUAUCCACGACCUUGCUGCGAGAGUCAACCGAUCCCGGAAUAAGAUGAACACAGUCAAGGCCGCCUACGAGGCUCUUAUGAGCCAGCGUGAUCCGGAGGAAGUUGCCCGGGCCCGCGGCAAGAAGAUUGUCGAUGUGCGCAAGGUGUACUACGCGGGCAAGGUCUAG
This is a messenger RNA of Penicillium waksmanii, 1236 nucleotides long. Its product is annotated as mitochondrial 37S ribosomal protein uS5m. The transcript has 2 exons. The record is from RefSeq and is a predicted model, not a curated record. Bases 1 to 1236 code for a protein of 411 amino acids. Lineage: Eukaryota; Fungi; Ascomycota; Eurotiomycetes; Eurotiales; Aspergillaceae. Gene Ontology annotation, cellular component: ribosome. Gene Ontology annotation, biological process: translation. Gene Ontology annotation, molecular function: structural constituent of ribosome; RNA binding.